CACUAGCCGUUGGAUUUUAAAAGCGGAUCUACGGACAUAAUAUUCCGUCCCCUUUUCAUGUUCACGUUCCAGCCAUUUUUUUUUUUCUUUUGCACAAAUCGAAAAGCCGAAUAUCAAAGGAAGAGAAGAAUCAGAGAUAAAUGAGAUUGGAACCCCUUCUCAUGGGGAUUCUUUCAUAGCCCUCUCUCUCGCUCUCUCCACCGUUCGAUCGGAAUUCCGGCCAGAGAAGGAGUGGAAUCAUAACAAUUGGAUCGGAUCCGAUCAAGAGAACUGAGGAAUAUUGGAAAUGGAGAGAAGAGAAAUAGAUGGAUAUGGCAAGACUAAUCCAAUCAUGACUAAGCCUGGGAAUGUCCAAGGUAUUCGAAUGGAGGGUGGGAAAUCUGCUGCAGAAGUGGGAAACAAUCGCAGAGCAUUGAGGGAAAUCAAGAAUUUUACGGGUGCUCCUCCCCCUUAUCCUUGCGCAAUCAGCAAAAGGGGGUUACCAGAAAAACCUGCCAUCGAUGAAAGGAACCACCAACAUUUUGUAGGACAUCGACCCAUCACAAGGAAAUUCGCAGCUUCAUUGGUAAACAAACAUCACCAUUCUCAUCAAGAUUCCAAUCAAGGAAAUGAAUUGGUGGUUGACAAUGAGAAACAUAAGAAAGCAAUCCCAUCGAUACAAAUGUUAAAUCCUAAAGAAAAUUUUACAGUCAUAGAUGUGGAUGACUAUAUGGAGGCUAAUGAAUUGCCAGCAUUUGUGAAGCAAACAGAAGCAAUAUUAGAGGAAAUGGAACAAUUGCAGGAUAAGUAUGAUAUCGAGGUUGAGAUGGAGGAUAUAGUGCCAGAGCCAAUGCUAGAUAUUGAUAGUUGUGACUCCAAUAAUCCACUCGCUGUUAUUGAUUAUGUUAAGGACAUCUAUACCUUCUACAGACAAGCUGAGGCUUCCAGCUGUGUCUCUCCAAACUAUAUGUCCCACCAAUCUGACAUCAACGAGAAGAUGAGGGCUAUUUUGAUUGACUGGCUGAUUGAGGUGCACUAUAAAUUUGAACUCAUGGAUGAGACCUUAUUCCUGACUGUCAACCUCAUAGACAGAUUCUUAGAGCGUCAGACAGUUGUAAGGAAGAAGCUUCAGUUGGUUGGAGUGACUGCCAUGCUUCUGGCAUGCAAGUAUGAAGAAGUGUCCGUACCAGUUGUAGAGGAUCUAAUUCUCAUUUCAGACAAAGCAUAUACAAGGGAUGAAGUCCUAGAAAUGGAGAAACUAGUGAUCAAUACGUUGCAGUUCAACAUGUCUGUGCCGACUCCUUAUGUUUUUAUGAGGAGGUUCCUAAAGGCAACUCAAUACCAUGACAAGAAGCUUGAACUCCUUUCCUUUUUCAUGAUCGAGCUUUGCCUCAUCGAGUAUGAAAUGCUCAAGUUCCAGCCGUCAUUGUUAGCCGCUGCUGCAAUCUAUACUGCCCAGUGCACUCUCAGAGGGUUCAGGCAUUGGACCAAGACCAGUGAAUGCUAUACUAGCUACAAGGAAGAUCAGCUGCUAGAAUGCUCCAGGUUGAUGGUAGAUUUCCACCAGAGGGCGGCAGUGGGGAAACUCACCGGGGUACACCGCAAGUACAGCACUUUUAAGUUUGGGUUUGUUGCGAAAGUGGAACCGGCUCGAUUCCUCUCAGAUGCACAUUUUCCUUAAACACAGAUGGUAGGGUGGAUGCACUGAGCAUGCAACAGAAGUUGCACAUGACUGAUGAAUAUGAACAUGAACAGUAUUAACAUAACUCUAUA
This is a messenger RNA of Magnolia sinica, 1752 nucleotides long. Its product is annotated as G2/mitotic-specific cyclin-2-like. The transcript has 12 exons. Gene Ontology annotation, biological process: regulation of cyclin-dependent protein serine/threonine kinase activity; mitotic cell cycle phase transition. The coding region runs from base 287 to 1660 and encodes 457 amino acids. Lineage: Eukaryota; Viridiplantae; Streptophyta; Magnoliopsida; Magnoliales; Magnoliaceae. The record is from RefSeq and is a predicted model, not a curated record. Gene Ontology annotation, cellular component: cytoplasm; cyclin-dependent protein kinase holoenzyme complex; centrosome. Gene Ontology annotation, molecular function: cyclin-dependent protein serine/threonine kinase regulator activity.